Molecule: messenger RNA, 552 nt
Organism: Rhinichthys klamathensis goyatoka
Lineage: Eukaryota; Metazoa; Chordata; Actinopteri; Cypriniformes; Leuciscidae
Gene: amfrb
Product: autocrine motility factor receptor b
Exons: 4
Coding region: 1-552 (183 amino acids)
Biological process (GO): ubiquitin-dependent protein catabolic process; protein K48-linked ubiquitination; endoplasmic reticulum unfolded protein response
Cellular component (GO): endoplasmic reticulum; ubiquitin ligase complex; cytosol
Molecular function (GO): ubiquitin protein ligase activity
Source: RefSeq, a predicted model, not a curated record
AUGGCUGAAGGUGGCGAAGGCGGCCGGCUUCUUCAAGCGCUGUCCAAGCUCGCUAAAAUGCCCCUCAGACGGUUCAGGUACACAAUUCACCUGUAUGACCUGAUCUGUGAAGAUUUCUGGGAAGAUAAAGAGGUCUGUAUUUAUUACACAGACUUUGUCAUGGAGAUGGGUAUUCUUUUCCUAGAUAUGAUGCAUCAUAUCCACAUUCUGCUCUAUGGGAAUAUUUGGUUCUCUGUGGCUGAUUUGAUUAUAUUGACAGACUUACGGUUCUUGUCUCAGGAAAUGCAACACAAGUUACUUCAACACAAAAACUACCUGCAUAUUUAUGAUGUUAUGGACAUGAAGUUUUCUAUGGCUACAAUGGAAGAGCUGGCAUCUCAUGAUGACAGAUGUGCUGUUUGCUGGGAAAAGAUGUACACAGCAUACAAACUGCCCUGUGGGCACCUUUUCCACAAGUAUGAAAACUACCACAAUUCAGAUAGAGAAGGGUUUAUUAUUCAUCCACCCUGGGUACUGAAUGUGAAUGUAAUCUCCCAUGCAGCACUAAGUUGA